Messenger RNA from Ahaetulla prasina, 3569 nucleotides. It is a transcript of the gene LCK, whose product is annotated as LCK proto-oncogene, Src family tyrosine kinase. Gene Ontology annotation, biological process: cell surface receptor protein tyrosine kinase signaling pathway; B cell receptor signaling pathway; T cell differentiation. The transcript is spliced from 13 exons. The coding region runs from base 137 to 1663 and encodes 508 amino acids. The record is from RefSeq and is a predicted model, not a curated record. NCBI's taxonomy places the organism in Eukaryota, Metazoa, Chordata, Lepidosauria, Squamata, Colubridae. Gene Ontology annotation, cellular component: extrinsic component of cytoplasmic side of plasma membrane. Gene Ontology annotation, molecular function: ATP binding; signaling receptor binding; non-membrane spanning protein tyrosine kinase activity.
CUCGUUUGCAGUUCUGUCUCUGUCUAAAUAGUUAAUGUGGAUUAACUCUGUAGUGUGAUGAGGAAGACCUUUCCCUCCCUUUCAGAUUGUGGGAACCAAGGAGAAACUGGGUUCUUCCACCCCGACUAAAAACAUUAUGGGUUGCUGCUACAGUUUAGACUAUGAUGAUGACUGGGCUAUAGAUGCUGAGAUUUGUGAGGUGUGUCACUAUCCUAUUGAUCCAGCCACCAAGCCACAGAGACCCACUUUAAAUGGUUCUGAGUUGCACACUCCCCUGUUGGCAGCCGAAGGGAUUCCUCCUCCUAGUUCACCCCUUCAAGAUAAAGUGGUGGUUGCACUCUAUGAUUAUGAAUCAACUCAUGAAGGAGAUCUGCUACUUCGUACAGGAGAACAUCUGAGGAUAGUAGAAGAGACAGGGGAAUGGUGGAAAGCUCAGUCUCUCACCACAGGACAAGUGGGCUAUAUACCAUGCAACUUUGUCGCCAAGUUGAACACACUGGAGCAAGAGCCUUGGUUUUUCAAAGCCCUCAGCAGGAAGGAUGCUGAGCGCCGCCUUCUCACUGCCGGUAAUACACAUGGUGCUUUCCUCAUUCGAGAGAGUGAAUCCACCAAAGGCUCCUUCUCCCUCUCUGUGCGAGAUUUUGACCAGAACCAAGGAGAAGUUGUGAAGCAUUAUAAGAUACGAAAUAUGGACAACGGCGGGUUCUACGUCUCUCCUCGUAUCACCUUUGACAGCUUGCACAGCCUGGUAGAACAUUAUACCAGUAACGCUGAUGGGCUCUGCACCCGCCUUACCAAGCCCUGCCAAACUCAGAAGCCACAGAAGCCCUGGUGGCAAGAUGAGUGGGAAGUGCCCAGGGAGAGCCUGAAGCUGGUGGAGAAACUGGGAGCAGGGCAGUUUGGUGAAGUUUGGAUGGGCUACUAUAAUGGCCAUACAAAAGUUGCCAUCAAGAGUUUGAAACAAGGCAGCAUGUCACCUGAAGCCUUCCUGGCUGAAGCCAACCUGAUGAAGAAACUGCGCCAUGCACGCCUGGUGAGGCUCUAUGCAGUGGUAACUCAAAGGCCCAUGUUCAUCAUUACAGAGUAUAUGGAAAAUGGCAAUCUGGUAGAUUUUCUCAAAGCUGCGGAAGGCACUAAUUUAACAAUUUAUAAACUGCUCGACAUGACAGCACAGAUAGCAGAAGGAAUGGCCUUCCUCGAGAAGAAAAACUACAUCCACCGUGACCUGCGGGCUGCCAAUAUCCUGGUCUCCGAAAACCUCUGCUGCAAGAUUGCAGAUUUUGGGUUGGCCCGCCUUAUGAAGGACGAUGAAUACACUGCUCAAGAGGGAGCAAAGUUCCCAAUUAAAUGGACAGCCCCGGAGGCCAUCAAUUAUGGAACAUUCACCAUUAAAUCAGAUGUCUGGUCAUUUGGGAUUCUACUGACUGAGAUAAUCACUUAUGGCCGGAUCCCUUACCCAGGAAUGAGCAAUCCAGAAGUCAUCCAAAACCUGGAACAAGGGUACCGGAUGCCGCAACCGGACAACUGCCCAGAAGAGCUGUACAAACUGAUGCUGCAGUGUUGGAGGGAUAACCCAGAGCAGCGCCCCACUUUUGAGUUCCUGAAAGGGGUCCUGGAGGAUUUCUUCACUGCCACGGAAGUACAAUAUGAACAGCAGGUGUGAAGAUGCUUCAAGCCAAGAUCCAUGGGACACUAUUCUCACAACCAGCAGAAAAGACACUCUUGAAGACUUUGCCUUGCAUCCAAGAUGGCAGGGAGGGGGGUACGAUGGAGAAGAAGGGCUUUAUUGGGACCCCAAUGACUUCCUGAGAAGUUCAUGGCUAAUCACUGGCAAACUUCCCUCCUUUUUCAAAAGGAAAAGGAAACCAACAUUCAGAGGUGCCCAGAGGAACUGAGACGGAGAGUUCUUGUAUCAGCUCAGCAGGCAAAAGCGAGCCCUUUUUUAAUUACUACUUUUUUUUUAUUUGCAUUUAUAUCCCGCCCUUCUCUGAAGACUCAGGGUGGCUUACACUAUGUUAGCAAUAGUCUUCAUCCUAUUUGUAUAUUUAUAUACAAAGUCAACUUAUUGCCCCCAACAAUCUGGGUCCUCAUUUUACCUACCUUAUAAAGGAUGGAAGGCUGAGUCAACCUUGGGCCUGGUGGGACUUGAACCUGCAGUAAUUGCAAGCAGCUGCUGUUAAUAACAGACUGCAUUAGCAGUCUGAGUCACAGAGGCCCCUGUGCUUCAGCUGCUCUGCGGGAGGCACAUGCACCUGGUAUAGGUAGUCCUCGACUUAUGACCAUGCUGAACCUGGCAAUUGCGGUUGUAAAUUGUGAAUCAUAAAGCAAAUCACCCAUGUGACCAGACCUGUUUUUAUGGCCAUUUUGCAGCGGUCAAAAAAGCAAAAGCUGUGGUCAUUAAGCAAGUCUAUUUUUGCUAGUUUUUUCCCCCCCAGAAAUUUAAAGUGAAUGCUGGUUUUCAGUAAAACCAUUGUAAAUGGCAAUCAUGUGAUUGUGGGGGAGGGACAACAUCAGAACUUCAAAUCUACUAGUAAGUCAUAAGUAGUGUUUUUUUGGGGCGGUGUUGUAAUUUUGAGUGGUCGCUAAGUGACUGAUUGUAAAUCAAGGACUACCUGUACAAAUGAACCACUGGAAGGCUGUUUUUUAAGGCAAAGGUCCUCUGCCCCCUCAAAGGCCUUGGCUUUUCUGGGAUUGCUGUGCAACCAGGCCUGAAGUUUGAACAAAGGCAAUAGAAAGUGGCUCUGGGAUGUCAAAAAAGUCAAGACAAUGGCAGUCGAAGCUCUGCCUUUGUGGUGACACUCAUGAAAAAGAGAGCUUUGCUUACAUUGUUGUGGCUGCCAUUUUGACUUUUUUGACCACACAGAGGCUCUGACAGAGAGAAGGCAGAUAGGCGGAGGAAGAAGUAGGAAAGGUAAUUUACAGGUUAUUCCAAGCUAGCGUAUUUUUAAACCAUUGUUUCUUGAACAAGCCAUAUUAAUUGGGGUUCACACAUGGUCUUAAACAGCGGCUUCCAAAAUCAUAGCAGUCAGGAAAUUAUAUAAUUUGAUCUUUUCUAUAUGCAUUAUUUUUACAUGCUUAAUACAUGUAAGUUAUACAUGCAAAAUUCUGCGUUUUCAAAUGGUCUACGAUUGGUUUUGAUUUAGUUUAAAAUUCCUCAUGAGGUUUUUCAAAAGAACAGAACGUGCAGUAAACUUAAUCAGAAUAUGUCACAGAAAAAACAGCUCAUGGAGCAGGGGAAGCUUAAAAAUCGAAGGUAAAAGGGGCUCGUUUCGAAAACUUCAGUUAAAAUAAGAGCAGCUAAUGAGACUUAAACUCAUCUUAAAAACCUUUUUAAAAUCCUUCAAGAUGGAAUCUUUAAAAAAACUUUGAUGCGGGAUGUGUGUCUAUUUUUAAAAAGCAGAAGAUAUAUUAACGUUUCCCCGCCACCGGCCUGAAACUGAAACAUUAUUUGCGGGGGGAGGGGUGGGGGGUACCCGCCGCUUCGCAGGAGAUACAACCAGAGGAAUGUUUCCCCCUCAUGUGAAAAAUGGUACUAGCUCAUCCCUGUACACCCCUGUAUUUCUCCUGCA